AGUUAAUAGCCUGCUUUGUGGCGCGGGUGCAGGGGUGUGCCUGUGCGGCAGACAGUACUUGCAUUUAAGAAAACUUCCUGGUUAUUUAUGUACAGGUGAAGGGAGGGAAUGAGAAAGGAGGAGGGUCAGACUGGUAAGAACAAGAGAAAGACUGGAGACAGUGUGCACUCGGGAGAACGAGUGUGAGAGAAGGAGGCAACUAGUGAAAAAGAAAGGGAGGUAAAGUUGAAGAGAGGAAGUCAGAAAUACAACGUGACGGAGAAUGAUGUGAUACGAGGGAAGGCGACACAUGCAGAUACAAGCAAACCAGACACGACUGAGAGAGAGAAUAUACAAAUUAAACGCAAAUAAAGGCGCAGUCGGGCAUUGCUCAACAAGAAUAGAUUAUCAGACUUAGGAAAGGAACUGAAACAGAAGUCAGGCACAUUUGAGAGAUAAGAGUGGUGGUGUUAGGGUAGUUCAGGCUGCUCUAGGGUAAUGCACUCUGUCCACACAGCCUCCUCAACCUGAUUUCUGGGACCUUCGGUGCAAUCUGUGGAGGAGACAGCCGAGAUGAGUGAGAUGUCCAGCUUCCUGCACAUUGGGGACAUCGUAUCCCUAUACGCAGAGGGGACAGUAUGCGGCUUCAUCAGCACCUUGGGGUUGGUUGAUGAUAGAUGUGUAGUGGAGCCCGCAGCUGGGGAUCUAGACAAUCCUCCCAAAAAAUUCAGAGAUUGCCUGUUUAAAGUAUGCCCCAUGAAUAGAUACUCUGCUCAGAAGCAAUACUGGAAAGCCAAACAGACUAAGCAAGACAAAGAAAAGAUCUCAGAUGUCUUACUCCUCCAGAAGCUACAGCAUGCUGCACAACUGGAGCAGAAGCAAAAUGAGACAGAAAAUAAGAAGAUGCAUGGAGAGGUUGUUAAAUAUGGAAGUGUUAUUCAGCUAUUGCAUAUGAAGAGCAACAAGUACCUCACAGUAAAUAAGCGUCUCCCUGCUUUACUGGAGAAGAACGCCAUGCGUGUAACACUCGAUGUGACUGGAAAUGAGGGGUCAUGGCUCUUUAUACAACCAUUUUGGAAACUGCGCAGUAAUGGAGACAAUGUUGUCGUUGGUGAUAAAGUGAAUCUAAACCCUGUGAAUGCUGGUCAACCUCUACACGCCAGCAAUUAUGAGCUCUCUGAUAAUCCAGGAUGCAAGGAGGUGAAUUCUUUGAAUUCAAACACGAGCUGGAAAAUCAACCUUUUCAUGCAAUACAGAGACUAUAUUGAAGAUGUUCUAAAAGGGGGUGAUGUGGUUAGACUAUUCCAUGCUGAACAAGAGAAGUUCCUGACGUGUGAUGAAUAUAAGUCACAACUCCAUGUCUUCCUUCGUACGACCUUACGUCAGUCAGCAACUUCAGCCACCAGCUCUAAUGCUCUAUGGGAGGUGGAGGUUGUUCAUCAUGAUCCCUGCAGAGGAGGAGCAGGUCACUGGAACAGUCUCUAUCGAUUUAAACACCUUGCAACUGGAAACUACCUUGCCGCUGAGGAAAAUCCAACUUAUAAAGGGGACGCACCAGAGUCUAAAACAGGAUCCUCUAAUGCAGUACUGAACACUCUUCCCAGCCGUAGGAAUAUAGGAGAGAAGAUAAAAUAUCGUCUGGUUGCUAUACCUCAUGGGAAUGACAUUGCUUCCCUCUUUGAACUGGAUCCCACCACCUUACAAAAGACUGACUCCUUUGUUCCCAGGAACUCCUUUGUGAGAUUACGACACCUCUGCACAAACACAUGGAUUCAAAGCACCAAUGUCCACAUUGAUGUAAAAGAAGAAAGACCAAUUCGCCUUAUGCUGGGCACCUGCCCCACUAAAGAAGAUAAGGAGGCUUUUGCCAUUGUGUCUGUGCCUGUGUCUGAAAUUCGGGACUUGGACUUUGCAAAUGAUGCAAGUUCGAUGCUUGCUAACUUUGUGGAAAAACUGAAUGAAGGGUUUGUCAGCCAAAACGACCGCAGGUUUGCCAUUAAACUUUUGGAAGAUUUGGUCUUCUUUGUGGUGGAUGUUCCCAACAAUGGUCAGAAUGUGUUGGAUAUCGUGAUCACCAAACCCAACCGAGAAAGGCAAAAACUGAUGAGGGAGCAGAACAUCCUCAAACAGAUAUUUGGUAUCUUAAAGGCACCUUUUAAGGAUAAAGGUUCAGAGGGCCCUUUGCUCAGGUUGGAGGAAUUGUCAGACCAGAAGAAUGCACCAUACCAGUAUAUGUUUCGACUCUGUUACCGAGUUCUACGUCACUCCCAAGAUGAUUAUAGAAAAAACCAGGAACACAUAGCCAAACAGUUUGGUGUCAUGCAGUCACAGAUUGGCUAUGACAUUCUUGCUGAGGAUACAAUUACUGCUCUGCUACACAACAACCGCAAACUCUUGGAGAAACACAUUACCAAAACAGAGGUGGAAACAUUUGUAAGUUUGGUGAGGAAGAACCGUGAACCCCGGUUUCUGGAUUACCUGUCGGACCUGUGUGUGUCAAAUCACAUUGCUAUUCCAGUAACCCAGGAGCAUAUCUGUAAGUGUGUUUUGGACCCCAAGAACAGUGAUAUCCUAAUCAAGACAGAGCUAAGGCCAGUAAAAGAGAUGUCACAGUCCCCAGAAUAUAUGGGGAUAGAUUUCUGUGAAGAGGAGGUAUGGCUGACAUGGACAGACAGGAAUAAUGACCCCCAUGAAAAGAGCAUACGACAGCUUUCUCAGGAAGCACGGGCUGGAAAUGUGCACGAUGAGAAUGUGCUGGCAUACUAUAGGUACCAGCUGAAGCUUUUUGCCCGGAUGUGCCUGGAUCGCCAGUACCUAGCUAUACAUGAGAUCUCCAAGCAGCUGAGUGUUGACCUUAUCUUCCUUUGCAUGGCUGAUGAAAUGCUGCCUUUUGACAUCAGAGCCUCAUUCUGCCACCUUAUGCUGCACGCUCAUGUUGAUAGGGACCCCCAAGAGCUGGUGACACCAGUUAAGUUUGCCCGUCUAUGGACUGAGAUCCCCACGUCCAUCACUAUCAAAGACUAUGACUCAAAUGACUCAAGGGAUGAUAAGAAGAACAAGUUUAGCAGCACAAUGGACUUUGUGGAAGAAUAUCUAAAUCAUGUGGUCAGUGAGUCUAUACCCUUUGCUAAUGAGGAGAAGAACAAGCUAACAUUUGAGGUGGUGAGUCUUGCGCGGCACCUGAUAUAUUUUGGAUUCUAUAGUUUUAGCGAGCUUCUUCGUCUGACAAGGACUCUGCUUGGGAUUAUAGACUGUGUUCAGAACCCACAGGCCAUGCUACUGCAGGCCAUGUACAAUGACGACGGAUCAGGGAAGAACGUUAGGAGGUCAAUUCAAGGAGUGGGUCACAUGAUGUCAACAAUGGUACUUAAUCGGAAACAGUCUGUGUUCAGUUCCCCCCAGACGCUAAAUGCUGUGGCGACUCAAGAGGCACCAAGUAAAAGAAAAAACAUAGAAACUGAGAACAUUACUGUAAUGGAGACCAAGCUAAAAAUACUAGAAAUUUUACAGUUCAUCCUAAAUGUAAGACUGGACUAUAGGAUGUCAUAUCUUCUAUCCGUCUUCAAGAAAGAGUUUGUAGAGGUGUUCCCUAUGCAAGAUAGUGCUGCUGAUGGAACAGCCCCAGCAUUUGAUUCAACAAAUGCUACGUUAAACUUAGACCGCAUUGGAGAGCAGGCAGAAUCUAUGUUUGGUGUAGGGAAGAAUACCAGCAUGCUUGAAGUGGAUGACGAAGGAGGAAGGAUGUUUCUGCGGGUCCUUAUUCAGCUGACCAUGAAUGAUUACCCGUCUUUAAUCUCUGGAUCACUACAACUGCUUUUUAAGCACUUUAGCCAGAGGCAGGAAGUCCUACACACAUUCAAACAGGUUCAGCUGCUGAUCUCUGCUCAGGAUGUGGAUAACUACAAAGUAAUUAAGUCAGAGCUGGACAGACUUAGAACAAUGGUAGAAAAAUCAGAGCUCUGGGUAGACAAGAAAGUGAGCUCAAGCAGUAGUUCUUCAACGGAUGGGAGCAAGAAGGACAAAAAAGAGCAUGUAGAGAACCAGGAAGGUGCUGGAAAACCAACAACAGUAAAAAGUAGUGAGAAUUAUCAGAUUGUGAAAGGGAUCUUAGAAAGACUUAAUAAGAUGUGUGGAGUUGGAGAGCAGGUUCGCAAGAAGCAGCAGAGACUGUUGAAAAAUAUGGAUGCACACAAAGUUAUGCUGGAUCUGCUCCAGAUCCCAUACGAAAAGGGAGAUACUAAAAUGAAAGAGAUAUUAAAGUACACACAUCACUUCCUGCAAAAAUUUUGUGCUGGGAACCCAGAAAACCAGGCACUUCUGCAUAAGCACUUAACUCUAUUUCUGUCUCCAGGUCUUUUGGAGGCUGAGACCAUGCAGCAUAUUUUCCUGAAUAACUAUCAGCUAUGCUCUGAAAUCCACGAGACCGUUCUUCAGCAUUUCAUUCACUGCCUAGCCACACACGGUAGACAUGUUCAGUAUCUGUAUUUCUUGAAUACCAUCAUCAAAGCCGAUUGCAAAUACAUCAAAAAAUGCCAAGAUAUGAUUAUGACUGAGCUGACUAAUGCCGGGGAUGAUGUUGUGGUUUUUUACAAUGACAAAGCAUCGUUUGCACUGAUGCUGGAAAUGAUGGCAGCAGCCCGUGAAGGAGUGGAAGAAAACAGUCCUCUCAUGUAUCAUAUAACACUUGUUGAUCUUCUCGCUGCCUGUGCAGAGGGGAAAAAUGUGUAUACUGAGAUCAAGUGCACAUCUUUGCUUCCUCUGGAGGACAUUGUCAGGGUAGUGACACAUGAAGAUUGCAUUACUGAGGUUAAAAUGUCUUAUGUGAACUUUGUGAAUCAUUGCUACGUCGACACAGAAGUGGAAAUGAAAGAGAUAUAUACUAGUAAUCACAUCUGGACUCUGUUUGAAAACUUUAUUCUGGAUAUGGCUCGAGUAUGUAACAAGCGAGAGAAGCGUUUGCCAGAUCCAACCUUAGAGAAGUAUGUUCUUACCGUGGUUUUGGAAACAAUAAGGUCCUUCUUCAACUCCCCUUUCUCUGAAAAUAGCACCUCACUUCAGACUCAUCAAACAAUUGUGGUCCAGCUUCUACAGUCCACUGCUCGGCUUUUGGAGUGUCCAUGGCUUCAACAGCAGCACAAAGGCUCAGCAGAGGCUUGUAUAAAAGCUCUGGCUGUGGUUGCAAAGAGUCGAAGCAUCUCCCUCCCAAUGGAUUUAGAUUCACAUGUCAGCUCUUUGCUAAAUAGCUCUUCUAGCUCACUGCAUAGACAUAUGUCCACAUACAAGACCACAGCUACAAGAGCCUAUCCUCGCGUGAGCACCACACAGAACCAGUGGGACUACAAAAACAUUGUAGAGAAGCUACAGGAUAUUAUAAAUGUACUAGAGGAAAGACUAAAGCCUUUAGUGGAAGCAGAGUUAUCAGUUCUAGUUGAUGUCCUGCACCAUCCUGAACUGCUCUUUGCAGAGGGAACUGAUGCCCGCUUGCGCUGUGAGAGUGGAGGCUUUAUUUCCAAGCUGAUUCAGCACACCAAAAAUCUAAUGUCCACAGAGGAAAAACUUUGUAUUAAAGUCUUGCGAACCCUGCAACAGAUGCUCAUGAAAAAAAGUAACUACGGGGAACGGGGAAAUUUACUAAGAAAAACUCUACUGAAUAAUUACCUUCAAUGCAAGAAGUCAAAUGCUAAAGGCGAGACAGCUGACAGCUCUGUCACUGGUCAAGACCAGGACUGGUCUGUGAUAGCCUCAAUCCAGUGUAAGCUAGACAGAGAAGGUGCCACAAAACUUGUAACAGACCUCAUAAUGAGUUCAAAGAAUGAUAAAAUUUUUCAAGAAAGCAUUUUGCUUGCAAUCAGACUGCUGGAUGGGGGUAAUACAGAUAUACAGAAUUCCUUUUACAAUUUAAUGAAGGGUGACAAUAAGUCUGAGAAGUUCUUCAAGGUUCUAAAUGAAAGAAUUAAAAGUGCCCAACAGGAAAUAAAAUCCACAAUGUCUGUUAACAUGAGUGACCUAGGGUCAAAUGAAACCAAUGAGGAACACAUGGAGUUUUCUACAAAAGAUCACAGCAACCGGUUUGUGGUGUCUGCUGCCUCGUCUCGGGCCAUGGCUAAUGUGGCCUUGUGGAAAGGUCAUGAAGGUGGUGAACAUGGGGAGGGUAACGAAGUUGGCCCUAUUGUGCUUAUCAUGGAGCCAAUUUUAAGAUUUCUCCAGCUGUUGUGUGAAAACCACAACCCAGAUCUGCAAAAUUUUCUGAGGAAUCAGAACAACAAAACAAAUUAUAACCUGGUGUGUGAGACCCUACAAUUCUUAGACAUUAUGUGUGGGAGUACUACUGGAGGACUUGGUCUUCUGGGUCUUUACAUCAAUGAGAAAAAUGUCGCCCUCAUUAUUCAGACCUUAGAGACCCUUACUGAGUAUUGCCAAGGGCCUUGCCACGAGAAUCAGAGCUGUAUAGUGACACACGAGUCUAAUGGGAUUGACAUAAUAACUGCACUUAUUCUAAAUGACAUCAGCCCACUGUGUAAAUACAGAAUGGACCUGGUGUUGCAGCUCAAGGAUAACGCAUCAAAACUGCUUCUCGCCCUUAUGGAAAGCCGGCAUGACAGUGAGAACGCAGAACGGAUCCUUCUGAGUCUCCGUCCCCAAGAACUGGUGGAUGUCAUUAAAAAGGCUUAUCAUCAAGAGGACGAAGGAGACAGCUCUGAUGUUUCACCCCGUGAAGUUGGACAUAACAUUUAUAUUCUAGCCCUGCAGCUAUCCCGUCACAAUAGACACCUCCAACAACUUUUGAAAACUACCCGAAGGAUCAUGGAGGAGGAAGAAAGUAUUUCUACCAUGCUGAGUCUAAACAAUAAACAACUGACCCAGAUGUUAAAAUCUACAACUACACCUGUGCAAGAAGAAGAGGAGGAUCCUUUAGCAUAUUAUGCUAAACAUACUUCACAGAUUGAGAUUGUACGUUUGGACAGAAGCAUGGAGCAAAUAGUUUUCCCUGUCCCAAAUAUAUGCGAGUUCUUAACAGAGGAAACAAAGCACCGGGUUUUCACCACCACAGAGCAGGAUGAACAGGGGAGCAAAGUUAGUGAUUUCUUUGACCAGUCAUCUUUCCUUCACAAUGAGAUGGAGUGGCAACGUAAGCUGCGGAGCAUGCCAUUGAUAUAUUGGUUUUCCCGAAGAAUGACGCUAUGGGGGACCAUUUCCUUCAACCUUGCAGUCUUCAUUAACCUGAUUAUAGCAUUCUUUUAUCCAUAUGUAGAGGGCACAUCUAUAGGGAUUCUGGACUCACCUCUGGUAUCACUCCUAUUCUGGGCUAUGGUCUGCUUCUCUGUCAUGUCUCUUUUCACAAAGCGUUAUGGCCUCCGUCCUCUUAUUGUGGCUCUGAUCCUGCGCUCUGUUUAUUACCUGGGAAUUGGUCCAACACUCUACAUACUUGGGGGUCUCAAUCUGACCAACAAAAUAGUUUUUGUAGUGAGUUUUGUUGGCAACCGUGGAACCUUCAUUCGUGGAUACAAGGCUAUGGUGAUGGAUGUGGAAUUUCUCUACCACGUGGGCUACAUUUUGACCAGUGUCCUGGGUGUUUUCGUUCAUGAGCUUUUCUAUAGCAUUUUGCUAUUUGACCUGAUAUAUCGGGAGGAGACAUUGUUCAAUGUGAUCAAAAGUGUAACACGUAACGGUCGUUCGAUCCUCCUGACAGCUCUACUUGCCCUUAUAUUAGUCUACCUUUUUUCCAUUGUGGGCUUUCUUUUCCUUAAAGAUGACUUCAUAAUGGAGGUUGAUCGACUACCCAAUGUUCCAGAAACAAUGACAAAAUCCAUGGAAUCAAACCCUUUUGCAGAUUACUGCAGCAGGGACCAAACAGACUGUCCAUCUGGUGUCACAGUACUUGAGAAUUCUGAAGAUGAUGAAGAUGACACAGAAAGAGCAUGUGAUACAUUGCUCAUGUGCAUUGUCACAGUACUGAACCACGGGUUGAGGAACGGAGGAGGUGUGGGAGACAUCUUGAGAAAACCUUCCAAAGAUGAAUCCCUUUUUCCUGGUCGUGUGGUAUAUGAUCUGCUUUUCUUCUUCAUUGUCAUCAUCAUUGUCCUGAACUUGAUUUUUGGAGUCAUCAUUGACACAUUUGCAGAUUUGAGGAGUGAAAAACAAAAGAAAGAAGAGGUUCUAAAAACAACAUGCUUUAUCUGCGGUCUCGAAAGGGAUAAGUUUGACAACAAAACAGUGUCAUUUGAAGAACAUAUUAAAGAAGAACACAAUAUCUGGAAUUACCUGUACUUUAUUGUGCUAGUUAGAGUGAAGAACAAGACCGAUUAUACUGGGCCUGAAAGUUAUGUGGCACAAAUGAUAAAGAGCUGUAACUUGGACUGGUUCCCAAGAAUGAGGGCUAUGUCACUGGUCAGUAACGAGAGUGAUGGGGAGCAGAACGAGAUCCGUAGUCUUCAGGACAAACUGAACUCAACCAUGCGUCUGGUAACACAUUUAACAACACAGCUCAACGAACUAAAGGAACAGAUGACUGAGCAGCGAAAGAGACGCCAGCGCUUGGGAUUUGUAGAUGUACAAACGAAUGCUGCACACGCCACGGCUAGUGGGCAAUAAGAAAAUUGAUGCAGACUCCGAUAAUGGGAACUAUACUGUUGGAUGCUGUGUACCUAUAUAUAUAUAUAUAUAUAUAUAAUUGA
Molecule: messenger RNA, 8654 nt
Organism: Spea bombifrons (plains spadefoot toad)
Lineage: Eukaryota; Metazoa; Chordata; Amphibia; Anura; Pelobatidae
Gene: ITPR3
Product: inositol 1,4,5-trisphosphate receptor type 3
Exons: 58
Coding region: 553-8571 (2672 amino acids)
Biological process (GO): calcium ion transmembrane transport
Cellular component (GO): endoplasmic reticulum; membrane
Molecular function (GO): inositol 1,4,5 trisphosphate binding; inositol 1,4,5-trisphosphate-gated calcium channel activity
Source: RefSeq, a predicted model, not a curated record